This is a messenger RNA of Aphidius gifuensis, 2370 nucleotides long. It is a transcript of the gene TM9SF3, whose product is annotated as transmembrane 9 superfamily member 3. Lineage: Eukaryota; Metazoa; Arthropoda; Insecta; Hymenoptera; Braconidae. The transcript has 8 exons. Gene Ontology annotation, cellular component: membrane. Gene Ontology annotation, biological process: protein localization to membrane. The record is from RefSeq and is a predicted model, not a curated record. The coding region runs from base 193 to 1959 and encodes 588 amino acids.
UAAUUCAGAAAAAAAAAAAAAAAUUAAAGGCUCUGUUGUACUCGUGUCGGCUUUCGUGUCACUUUUAUAGAUAAUUAAUAUUACAUGAUAUUUUAAAAAUACAUGGGGCAAUAUCCCCGUUAAAUAAAAAUAUUAUUUAUAUAAAUUUUCAAAAAAAAAAAAAAGUGGGAAUUUUGUUGUGUAAAUAUCAUCAUGUCAAAUUUAACAAGGAUAUGUCAGUUAUUAAUUUUUUUGUCAAUUGGUUCAUUGCACUUUGUCAAAUCAGAUGAACAUAAUCACGUAUAUGAAGAUAAUGAACAAGUUGUUGUUUGGAUGAGUACAGUUGGUCCUUAUUCAAAUAGACAAGAAACAUAUUCAUAUUUUUCAUUGCCUUUUUGUAAAGGACUAAAAAGGGAUAUUAAUCAUUAUCAUGAAACAUUAUCAGAGGCUCUUCAGGGUAUUGAACUCUCGGUCAGUGGCCUUGAAGUACAUUUUAAAGAAAAUGUACCAUUUACGGAAUUUUGUGGUAUUGAACUUAAUGAGUAUAAUUUAAAAGCAUUUUUAUUUGCUGUUAAGAGUCAAUAUUUGUAUCAAAUGUAUAUUGAUAAUUUUCCACUUUGGGGUGUUGUUGGUCCACCACCUGAUGAUAAAGAUGACAAAAAUCAGUACAUAUAUACUCACAAAAAAUUUGACAUUGGUUAUAAUGGAAAUCAAAUAGUUGAUGUUAAUUUUACAGCUGAUAAUAAAAUAAAACUUGAGCCAAAUAUUCAUGUACCAUUUUCAUAUGAAGUUAAUUGGUACAAAAGUGAUAUAAAAUUUGACGAUAGAUUUGAUAAAUAUCUUCUACCAAAUUUUUUUCAACAUCGUAUACACUGGUUUAGUAUAUUUAAUAGUUUUAUGAUGGUUAUAUUUUUGGUUGGUCUUGUGUCAAUGAUAUUAAUGAGAACAUUAAGAAAAGAUUAUGCAAGAUAUAGUAGAGAUGAAGAAAUGGAUGAUAUUGAAAGAGAUUUGGGUGAUGAAUAUGGUUGGAAACAAGUUCAUGGUGAUGUAUUUCGUCCAGUUAGUCAGCCAAUAUUAUUUACAGCACUUGUUGGUUCUGGUUAUCAGGUGACAAUUGUCAUUUUAUGUGUUAUUAUAUUUGCAAUACUUGGUGAAUUAUAUACAGAACGUGGAUCAAUAUUAACAACAGCAAUAUUAACAUACGCUGCAACAUCACCAGUUAAUGGAUAUACUGGUGGUGGUCUUUAUGCUAGAAUGGGUGGUCGUAUUUGGAUAACACAAAUGUUAUUAAGUGCAUCAAUGUUGCCCUUAAUGGUUUGUGGUACUGCAUUUUUUAUUAAUUUUAUCGCAAUGUAUUAUCAUGCAAGUCGUGCUAUUCCAUUUGGAUCAAUGGUUGCUGUAACUUGUAUUUGUAUAUUUGUUAUUUUACCAUUGACACUUGUUGGUACAAUACUUGGAAGAAAUUUAGCUGGUACACCAGAUGCACCAUGUCGUGUUAAUGCUGUACCACGACCGAUACCAGAAAAAAAAUGGUUUAUGGAACCACUUGUUAUUAUUAUACUUGGUGGUAUAUUACCAUUUGGUUCAAUAUUCAUUGAAAUGUAUUUUAUCUUAACAUCAUUUUGGGUGUAUAAAAUUUAUUAUGUCUAUUAUGGAUUUAUGCUGUUGGUAUUUAUCAUACUACUUGUUGUAACUGUUUGUGUUACAAUUGUAUGUACAUAUUUUCUUUUAAAUGCCGAAGAUUAUAGAUGGCAAUGGACGAGCUUUUUGGCAGCUGGUUCAACUUCUGGAUAUGUGUAUCUAUAUUCAUUCUACUAUUUCUUCUUUAAAACAAAAAUGUAUGGCCUCUUCCAAACGACAUUUUAUUUUGGUUACAUGGCACUUUUCAGUCUAACACUUGGUAUUAUGUGUGGAACAAUUGGAUACGUUGGUACCAAUUAUUUUGUUCGUAAAAUCUAUUCAACAGUUAAGAUAGAUUAAAUAAUAUUAUUAUUUUUUUUUCUGUUCUCUUUUUGAUUAAAUUAGUUAUCUCCUAAAAAAAUAUAUGUAUGAUAAUAAUUAUAAUGAUAAAAAAAAUAUAUGCAAUGAUCAGUGUCGUUGUUGUUCCAUUGCAGGCACUGUGAUAUUGCAAGAAAUCAUUCGAUUAUUUGUGAAUUUAAUUUUCAUCAAAUUACUCAAAUCAAAAGUCUUUUUUUUAUUAUUAUUUUUAUUAUUAAUAUUGCUAUUUUGUUUAUUAUUGUUUUCAAUUAUUAGUUGAGUUCUUCUACUGUAAAAUAUGUUUCAUUUUUCGAGUGCGGGUAUUUUUUUUUUUGUUUUGAUAAACUGUAAUUGUAUAUGAGUUUGUUUCAAUCUAAUUUUUAAGUAAUAAAAAUUAAAGAAAAUCAUUGUGAG